Molecule: messenger RNA, 1302 nt
Organism: Styela clava
Lineage: Eukaryota; Metazoa; Chordata; Ascidiacea; Stolidobranchia; Styelidae
Source: RefSeq, a predicted model, not a curated record
GUUGUCAUUAUUCCCUGUUUAAGAUUUCACAGGUUCUUGUAUAUACUUAAAACUAACUUAGACUACUUGAUAAUUUCAUCUGAUAAAAUGGAGGGGAAAUUUGAUCAAUUGAAUACAAAGCUGGAGUUGUUGGAAUCGCGAAUUACAAAAAAUUUAAAAAUAGAAAUAAAAGCAAUAGUGGAAGAAAGCAUAAGGGACCUACUAGAUGACUCAAUAAGUGAACACGACAAAAAGAUUUUAACUCAUAUUAAUGAAUCAGUCCUGAAUAACACGCAGCAGAUGACUGAGAAAUUGGAGGCUAUGUUUCUUCAAAGUGACCAGCUGGUAGAGAAAUUUUCAAAAGUAACUGAAGAACUAGAUGGUCUGCGUCUCAAAAAUUGUAAUCUUGCCACUGAUCUCUGCACAGUAAAAGCCAGCCAGGAGUUUAUUAAUGCAGAGUUUGAGAUCCAGAAAGAUUACAUUGUUAAGCUGGACCAGGUGGUGAGGAAUCUGUCUGCCAAAAAUGAAUACUUACUAAGUAUGUUUAAUUCUCUUAAGCACCGAUUCGACCAUGAUUUUGAGGACCUUGCACAGUACGUGAGAAGGGAAAAUAUUGAAUUUCAUGGGAUUUCCUUCAGGGAAGGCGAAAACACAGAUAACAUAGUUGUAGAAAUUGGGAAAAAACUGGGCAUCACUGUGGAAAGACUGGACAUUUCGGUAUCGCAUCGUCUUCCAAGGAGAGAUAGUUCUAAAACUGGACCGAUCAUUGUUCGAUUCACUAACAGAAAUAAAAAAAAUGAAUUCAUAGCUAAAAAGUUUGAUGCUUCUCAAAUCAAGGACUUUGGUAUAACAGGCUGGAAGUACGAACGAUACAUACACAAAGUGAAGAAAAUAUGAAAAAAUUGCAUUCCAGGGUGAAAGAAGACGCCGAAAACCAUUAUGUUAAUUUUAGAAGCCGUUCGAGCAUUUUUCCAAAUAGAGGUAUUCAAGUUGACGAACUUGUUGAGCAAGAUCCAUUACACACACAUAGAGGGAAUAAUCAAAUUCGGCAGCUCACAGGAUACUCCACAAUGUACAGAAACCCAUACAGGAGUAUCUCAUCGUCUUUUGGACGCCAAUUAGACUUAUGGAUCGUUCUGAUAUUAUACUGUUGUUGAGAAAAAUAUAUCUGUGAGCUCUAUGGGAUUAAUUUUGCGAAGUUUUGAGCAUUCGGUACUAAACAUAAAUUGCGAAAACGGAAAUCGGCUUGUUGCAGUUGACGAUGGGUCGCGAAAGACUCAAUGCGUCAUCUAGUCAGCGACAUCAUGCAGUUGAAUUUAUGCA